Aricia agestis (brown argus) is the source of this 7541-nucleotide messenger RNA. It is a transcript of the gene RpS19a, whose product is annotated as sortilin-related receptor-like. Lineage: Eukaryota; Metazoa; Arthropoda; Insecta; Lepidoptera; Lycaenidae. The transcript has 32 exons. Gene Ontology annotation, cellular component: Golgi apparatus; membrane; ribosome. The record is from RefSeq and is a predicted model, not a curated record. Gene Ontology annotation, biological process: translation; post-Golgi vesicle-mediated transport. Bases 111 to 7106 code for a protein of 2331 amino acids. Gene Ontology annotation, molecular function: structural constituent of ribosome; protein binding.
AUGUGUGUUACUUUCUUUAGUAAUAAAGCGUGCGAAAGAAGAAGUAAACAUUAUUGGCGAUUUGACGUUUGCUGUCUCUUCCUUUCUUCCGGUUGCCAACACAAGGCAAGAUGCGUUCCGUUACCCUGAAGGAUGUUGAACAAGACAAGGUCGUAAAGACCGUCGCUGCCCACUUGAAGAAAGUGGGCAAAGUUAAGGUCCCUGAACACAUGGACCUGGUCAAAACUGCCCGCUUCAAGGAGCUGGCUCCCUACGACCCCGACUGGUUUUAUGUCCGCUGUGCCGCUGUACUCCGUCACAUCUACAUCCGCUCACCAGUCGGUGUCAAGACAGUGACAAAGAUAUUUGGUGGCCGCAAACGCAAUGGAGUCACACCCUCACACUUCUGCAGAUCAUCAGGCAGCAUCGCCCGCAAGGCUUUACAAGCUUUGGAGGCUUUGAACCUUGUUGAGAGGGUGCCCGAUGGUGGCCGCAUCCUCACCACAAGGGGCAGGCGUGAUCUUGACAGAAUCGCUGCCCAGGUCCGUCUAAAGGCUAAGCAAGCAGCGAAACAGAGUGUCAUUGUUCUGAGUUGCUUCAGGCCGGUUAUUUAUAGCUUCGAUAAUUGCAGUGAUGUCAAAAUGCUAGCGGCAUUAAUGCCCAAGUGCGUUCUUAUAUUGACAAUAACUUUCGUGUCUUGUUGUUUGUGUGAAAAUUAUGGAUUAUAUGAAAAAUCCCUGUACGUGGCCGAUGAGCAGAGCCAUGCUCGAAAACUGCAUAUAAUUAAUAGGCAUACGGACAGGAAUGAAGACCUUGGCUUGGCUAGAAAGAAACGCGAUGCCACGGCGGUGCCACCAGCACCGUUAGGAAAGAACAUUUCUACGUGGACUACCCACCUAAAUGACAGUCAUCAACAGUUGAUGGUGCACUGGGUUGGGGAGGGAUCCAAUGUGAUCAUCUGCCUGGCAAGAGAUUCCAGUCCGAGAAAUAAAGGAGCACUUACACCAUCUGCUCUCUACAUCUCAUAUGACUAUGGCAAGAAUUUCACCAACAAGACGGAGAGUUUCCGACUUGGUGAUGAACCAAACAGUGGCUAUGCACAGCUGGACAAGUUCUUCAACCAUCCAAAGUAUCCAGAGUUUUGUGUCUUCAUCGACUCGACCAACAAGAAACUCUACUAUACUCGUGACAACGGCAAAACGAUCUUUCGAUCCGACCUAACGUUCCAUCCCAGCGAGCUCGCUUUUGAUGAAGAUUAUCCCGACAAAUACGUUAUCCUGGACAAAGUCGACAAUGGAAGGGAUCUAUUCAUUACGUUAGACGGAGGGAAGACCUUCAAGCAGAUCGGGAGCUACAUCAAGGCUUUCUACUGGAGUUCUGGAGCUGGUUUCCCGAAGAUGUUUUACGUGGAGCGCUGGAAGCCAGGUGGCAAUAGCUCUGUGCUAGCAUUCUUUGAUCCAGUCCAUCCCACGGUGCUGGAACUGUUCAGCGACGCUAAGGAUUUCCAGAUCAAGGGAGACUACAUGUUCGCGACUAGACAGAAAGACAAAAACUCCCUAGAUCUCUACAUCUCGUACCAAAGAGGUCCGUUCUACAAGGCGGAGUUUCAAACAGAGUUGGACUUAGUCAAAUUCCACAUCGCAGAUGUGACCGACAAACGUCUGUUCGUCUCUGUCAUGCACUCAGAAAACCUAGUUAAUCUGUACGUGUCGGAGAUAAACAAGAACUACACUCAGUACAAUUUCGUGCUGAGUUUGGAACAAGUGCUGUCUUACUUCCCCGAAGGCAACUGGAAGGAUAGUUGGCUUGAGGACGUAACCGAAGAUCCCUUCACUGAUCUCUACCGCGUCGAAGGUCUGAAGGGCAUCUACAUCGCGUCCAAAGUGAACUACAAGUCGCAGAUACCGAAUAUCGAGCCUGACCACCUGGUGUCCCUGAUCACGUUCGAUCAUGGUGUCACAUGGGCGCCGAUCACGCCGCCCACGGAGGACGAGAAUGGAAAACCGCUCAACUGCCACAUCGAGAACUCUUGCAGUUUGCACUUAUGUCAGAAGUUCAGUCAAUUAUACCCGGCCACAAGACCAACCGGCCCGUAUAUGAGGUCCGCAAGCAUCAUGAGUUCGAAGUCUGCGCCUGGUAUUAUAAUGGCCACGGGGGUUGUCGGUAAAUCCCUCAAGGGAAUCCCCGGGGUGUACCUCAGUAGGGACGCAGGGCUCACAUGGAAAAGGAUACUCAAAGACUACUACUUCUUCAACUAUGGUGACCAUGGCGGUGUAUUGAUCGCUGUGAAGUAUUUCAAGACGAGGGGUGAAACGAGCAGGAUACUGUAUUCGACGAACGAGGGACUGGAUUGGAAGUCUUAUCGAUUCAACGCCGAUGACCUUCGAAUCUACGGUUUAAUGACUGAGCCAGGAGAGAAUACAACCACGUUUACAAUGUUCGGCUCAGCCAACGAGCAACAUCAAUGGAUCAUCAUCACCAUAGACCUCUUCAACACUUUCCCCAGAAACUGUACAGCCAACGACUACAAAUUCUGGUCUCCCACUCCGAACAAUUCCUCCGUAUCUUGCGUUCUCGGUAUGAAAGACACCUUCCAAAGACGGUUAGCGCAUACUAACUGCUACAACGGUGUAGGCUACGAUAGACCCAUUGAAAAGAAACCCUGUGUCUGCAGUAGGAGGGACUACGAAUGCGAUUUCGGUUUCGUUCUAUCCAAUAACAUUUGCGUCAGAAACCAGUCAAUGAAAUUCGACCCGUAUGCGGUCCCGAAUCAUUGCAAACCCGGAGACUUUUACAAGCGGACGAAGGGUUACAGAAAGAUCGAUGGGGACGUUUGCACCCCAGCCCAUUAUAUGCCGUACGAACCUGACAUCAUUCCUUGUCCCAUCGACGCGCCUGCUGAGUUCAUUCUGGUGGCUUUACGGGACAAAAUUGCCCGAAUCGAUCUUUUCGACAAUUCCACCAUUAUACCCGUUAAAGGACAACAGAAUAUAGUAGCUAUUGAGUACGAUAUGAAAAACGAUUGCAUCUACUGGGCUGAUAUUGAGUUGGAUCGGAUCAGCCGACAAUGCUACAAGCACGGUUCUCUACCAGAAAUCGUGGUAGAUACAGAGCUAGCGAGUAUAGAAGGAAUGGCCUUGGAUUGGAUCUCAAAUGUUUUGUUCUUCGUUGACGGUAUGAGGAAGACUAUUGAAGCUGUCCGAACAGAUCUGACCAGCAGUGGACGAAUGAGGGUGACGAUUUUGGACUCAAAAGUAUUGUCCAAGCCGCGUGGAAUUGCCGUGCAUCCCAGAGCUGGGUUCCUCUACUGGACCGACUGGGACAGGAACCAUCCAUCCGUUUCUAGAUCCAACCUGGACGGUACCAACGUUAAGAAACUGUUCACUCAACCCAUCGUUAAAUGGCCUAACGGCAUUACCGUAGAUCAAAUGGCUGAACGUAUCUAUUGGGUCGACGCUAUGGAGGACUAUAUUGCGAGCGCGGAUUUAAACGGCCAAUACUUCAGGAAAAUCCUGUCCAACGAUGAGAAAGUGUCUCAUCCAUUUGCAGUAGCAGUGCUGAAGGGUAAAAUGUACUGGGAUGAUUGGAAGGCGAAAUCUAUCUUCAUAGCCGAUAAGGACACUGGAGCCAACGUGAUCACGAUAAACAACUCGUUUUCUGGUCUUAUGGAUUUGAAGGUGUUUGCUCAUUCGGUCCAGUAUGGAUCGAACGCGUGCUCAUACAAUAACACAGGCUGCGAAACUCUCUGUUUGGGCGGCCCGGGCAAUACUUUCAGUUGCCUCUGUCCGGAUGGCUUCAAGAACGUCAAUGGCAAAUGUAUGUGUCCCAACGGCAUGGAGCCGUCAGCUAAUAUGACGUGUCCACAGAAGGAUGGCACCUGUGAUACGAACGAGUUCAAAUGCAAGAACGGUCUUUGCAUCGCGUCGACGUGGCGAUGCGACUCCAACGACGACUGCGGCGACUUGUCGGACGAGGAGGGAUGUGCUUGCCCGCCGCUGUGGCUACACUGCGGCAACGGACACUGUUAUAAAGCCCACUGGCGUUGCGACGGCGAGGCGGAUUGUCCCGACAUGAGUGACGAGAAAGAUUGCGACCGUCCGAACUGCACGAGCGACACGCAGUUCCAGUGCCGCAGCGGCAGUUGCAUACAGAAGGCGUGGGUUUGUGACGGCGACACCGACUGUCCGGAUGGCGACGACGAACAUAACUGCACGACAAGCAACCGACGUCACGACACCUCCCUAUGUAUCGGCAACGUAUUCUCUUGUGGCAACACCAGCGACGCCCUUUGCAUACCCAACUCGUGGUUAUGUGACGGAGAGAGAGACUGUCCCGGCGGUGAGGAUGAAAGGGACGACAAAUGCAAGAACUCCACCUGCGCCCCGUACCUGUUCAAGUGUCCGAGCGGCAAGUGUAUUUAUAAGGCUUGGGCAUGCGAUGGCGAGAACGACUGUGGAGACGAUGAGGCAUCAGACGAGAAGAACUGUCCGAGCUCCGGGCCGUCGAAACUCUUACCCCGGCCCACCACAACACGACCAGAAUUCCCCCACAAUGGCACUUGCCUCGACUGGAUGUUCAAGUGUGGCAAUGGCAACUGCCUGCCGUACUGGUGGCACUGCGACGGCAUAAGAGAUUGUGAUGAUGGAACUGAUGAGGUCGGAUGUAACCUCCCUAAAGCGCCGGAGACGUCGACCCCCGCUGAACACGAUAACAGACAGAAGUGCGGCAAGAACCAUUUCACUUGUACCGAUGGCAAGUGCAUAUCUCUAUCCUGGGUGUGCGACGGCGCAAAGGACUGUUCGGACGGUUUGGACGAGCGAGGGUGCGACCACCCCAUAACUCCGCCCCCUAGACAGCUACGGUGCGGGCCCGACAGCACUGCGUGCGCGGACGCAUCGGGCUGCGUGCACGACCAUCAGCUAUGUGAUGGCGUACCGGACUGUUAUGACAGCAGUGAUGAGACGUUCUGUCAUCGGAACCAUAAACCCAGCAUCAAGUGCCCUGAAAACCACUUCCUAUGCGACGACGGUACUCGCUGCAUCUACCAAGCAAUGGUGUGUAACGGCCGACAGGAUUGCUACGAUGGCACAGAUGAAGACAACUGUACGAGUGCGCAUACUAACUUCGGAUAUGAGUUCAGACCCUCUUUACAGUCUCUCCGCAUCGCUGUCGAGCCGCUAUCCAUCAAUGCAUCGAGCUUCCUCAUAUCGUGUUGGAUGGCCCAGCGCAAGACCGUGCUGUAUAGUCUACUUCCGUCUAUAGCCAAAGUCAGCGACGGCGUGUGGAAGAAUAUGACGUGGAUCAACUCGACUGUUUAUAGGUUUUCCGAUUUGGAGGCGUACACGAACUACAACGUGACGGUCUAUGUCAGGAACAGUCAGUCCAACCUCACGUACGCCACCAUGAAAUACAUCAACGUCACCACCGGUGCAGGAAAGCCGUCCCCACCUCGGCGUCUCGCCGUGCGUCAAAUGGUCGGCAGUCGAGUGAACUUAGAAUGGGACGCGCCCGAGUUCCCUCGCGGCCAACUUCAUCAUUACUCCGUAUACUACGUCCCUCCCCUGCCGCCUUCAGAGAAGAUAGUGAGAGCGAACGGCACGGGACCCGUGUCUAUCAUGCUAGACGCCUACUUUAGACCGAACAAGAAUUAUUCGUUCUGGGUGACAGCCUCAAACGAAGAGUACACAUCGAUAUCGACGGAGAUAGCCUACCUAAUGUUCGACGAGGUCGGCGACGUAGACGAGAUAGUCAACGCGAGUCUGUCGCGCGACAACAACACGGCAGUUACGCUGUCGUGGCACAAACUGCGGGGAGUCACCGGGUAUGAAGUGCGCGCGCGUUUACCGCAGAAUUACUGUCCGAUGCCUGUCGUAAGAACGCCGGAGAAUCACGCUACAAUUGCGAACCUACCGCCCGGCGUCAAGGUAUACUUCGAAAUUAGAGCUUACAAGGACGAUAUCUACGGCAAAUCCUUCAACAUUCCUUUCACAACCGAUGGGCGGCCAGAGGAAGUUCUCAACCUGACUGCUGCGCUGAUUAAGAGCAAACAAGCCGUCGAGUUGUCCUGGCCUAGACCUAAAUCUGACAGAUAUAAGAAUAAGGAGCUAGAAUAUGAGGUCCAUUACACCAAUACUAUACAAUGGUCCAACUUUAGAGAGCAUAAUAUGGUUAAUGACACGAAGAUAAUAACGAAGAACACGAGCCUCGUUAUAGAGAAUCUGACGGGUUGUCAGUGGUACAUCUUUACUGUGGGACUGGUUGGUGGCCCGCAUAGCCCGUUCAAACAGAUCCUCACUAGAGAGAAUGCUACGGCUCCUGUGAAGGGCCUGCACUGCGUGUUCGACGAGAAGAACGCCGAGCUGCGUAUAAACUGGCUCGCCAACUGUGACGUCAUACGAGACCCUGUAACUUAUAUGGUAGAGGUGACGGAGCUGACGAAGGACGAAGUGAGUCGCUACGAGCUAAAAGCGACCACCAACGUCACGCUGAUGCAUGUCUUCGAGAAAGUUCCGGUUGGCGGUCGAUACAACAUCUGUGUUUAUACGUCAGCCCCCGGCGCCGCUCGCACGUGUCAGCUGGUGCGGUCCGGCGCGGUGGAGGUGCCGCGCGGCGUGAUGGCCUGGCAGGCGCCCGACGGCCGGCUGCUCGUGUCCUGGCUGCACGAGGACGACAACAACUCGCAGUCCAAAUACAAAUACCAAAUCCUGAUAUCGGACAAGGAGAUGCCUGAAGAACUCCUCCAGCCCACGGAAGAUAUGGAGGUGGUGGAGGCGGAGUUCUCGCCGCUGGCCGUGGCGGCGACGCGCACGGGGCGGGCGUACGUCGGCGUGCGCGCACGCAACACGCGCGGCUACUACAGCGACCUCAGCGAGGUGCAUGCGCUGACUGUGCAAGAGGGUCUCGUGAUGUCCUCCGGCGGUGGUAGCACGUGGUGGUGGUGGGCGGGCGGGGCGGGGUUGGUGGUAGCGGGAGUGCUAGUGCACCUCGCACUGCGCCAGCGUCGACUCGCGCGCCGCCUGCUCACGCCGCGGUACGACAGCCGCCGUGGACAGGCUACUAUUCACGACGACGACGACGUGCCUCCAAUCCACGGGUUCUCUGACGACGAGCCGCUGGUUAUCGCGUAGACCUGCAAGCGUGAUAAGUAUUGUAAAGUUAAUACCGCGGGCUGAGAGUGGUGGAGCGACAAGCUGAGCGGAUAGCGAGUAAAGUUUUAUUUUACCCCCGUACUAAUAGAGAUUUAUGUAGAGUACACAAGGUCUGCGUGUCCUUGCCUGGCAUAUAAUUAUUAACUAAGUUAACUGUCAUGACAAAGUAAGUGGACCUUGAAUACAAUGUGUAAAUGUUUGAAUAGUAUGGAGUAUUUUUAUGUCACUAGUAAGUAGUGUAAGUAUUAUGAUUUAAACGUUCUUAUGCUACUCUUAUGAUUUUUUUAAUCGAAUUAAAGUAGGAAAUACUCCCGAAUUAGUUUUCAUAGACAGUUUUUGUGUUAUUUUUUUCUUAUUUUUAUCGCUUAGCUAACGCUCCGCCAAUCUCAACUCAUUUUCAAUGGCUGAAAAACA